This is a messenger RNA of Populus euphratica (Euphrates poplar), 1670 nucleotides long. Its product is annotated as dof zinc finger protein DOF3.7-like. Lineage: Eukaryota; Viridiplantae; Streptophyta; Magnoliopsida; Malpighiales; Salicaceae. Gene Ontology annotation, biological process: regulation of DNA-templated transcription. The coding region runs from base 531 to 1226 and encodes 231 amino acids. Gene Ontology annotation, molecular function: DNA-binding transcription factor activity; DNA binding. The record is from RefSeq and is a predicted model, not a curated record. The transcript has 3 exons.
ACACUCAUAAUUCCACCCACGAUGAAUAAACAAAUGGACAACCCACUGUUGAACGAAGAUCUGACAAAGAAUUCUCACAUAAGAUUGAACCAGCGCUGCCAACUUAAAAAAUGCGAUUAAUACUACUCCCUUCCCCUUCCUGUUAUGCGUGUGGUGUAGUCAAAACAAAUUAACGCCCCUCUCUCUUGCUUUGUGUUUUUUUUCACCCUCUUUCCAUCUUCAUAAAGUGAACUCGCACAUAAAGCCAGCAUACAAACAAUCUAAAACAUUCUUUCUUGCACUAAGAACAGCUGCAGACAAAGGAGGUGAACACGAUCCUUCUUUCCCUUUCCCUCUCUCUCUCUCUGAAGUCAUCAGUUGCUUUUCUUUCCCCUUUUCUUCUGAAUUUAUGGACGCUGCUUCAUGGCCACGGCCAUCUCUUAAUAAGGUUUCAAGAUUGCAUGGUUUGAUUACUUCGUACAAUAUCGCUAUGGAUCUCCUUCAUCAUCUCAGUACUCUAGGGUUUGCAGGAUAUUAAAUUGGCAAGACCCAUGGAAGAGAUGACAUCAAAUACAUGCGGAAGGCCUGUGUUAGAGAGAAAAGCAAGGCCUCAAGAGCAGUUGAACUGUCCAAGAUGCAACUCAACCAAUACCAAGUUUUGUUACUAUAACAACUACAGUCUCACACAACCAAGAUAUUUUUGCAAGACUUGCAGAAGGUACUGGACUGAAGGAGGAUCUCUUAGAAACGUUCCUGUUGGAGGAGGUUCAAGAAAGAACAAGAGAUCUACAUCAUCAUCAGUAGCAGCAUCUGCAGCUCCGUCGAAGCUCCCCGAUCUCAACCCACCAAACCUCUCUCACUUCUCUUCUCAGAAUCCUAAGAGCGGCCAUGAAGGUCAAGACCUUAAUCUGGCAUUCCCAGCUAUGCAGGAUAGUCAAGCUCUGGAGCUACUAAGGAGUGGAAUUGCUUCUAGGGGUUUGAAUUCUUUUAUCCCAACACCGAUGCCGGAUUCAAACACACUUUAUUCUUCGGGUGGAUUCCCUUUGCAAGAAUUGAAACCAACUCUGAGUUUUUCUCUUGAUGGGCUUGGAAGUAGAUAUGGAGUUCAAGAACAUAAUGGAAGGCUUUUAUUUCCUUUUGGUGAACUGAAACAGCUUUCAAGCACAAAUGAAGUUGAUCAAAACAAGGGACAAGGGACUUCAAGUACUGGAUACUGGAACGGAAUGUUUGGUGGAGGAUCAUGGUAAAAGAGAGAAGAAAGAGACAAGGAGCCCAAGAAACCACUAUAUCAUUCUUUCUUUUCACUCAUUUUCACAUGGUAUUGGGUCACAUGUUGAAAGCUGUUCAUGACUAACAUAUAUAGGACACAUAUGGUUUCCUUUUUUGCUUUGCUUUGUAUUCUGCUCUUCACUCUUUUGAGCAGUGUAAAAAUUUUGAAGCUCAUUUGGUUUUUGGCUUCAAAAAGGGUUCUUACUCGUAUAAUGUUUUCAAGAUAGAAGAAGAUUUGAAUAUGAGUCUGGGUUUUCUCAUGGCAGUAAGACUUGUAUUCAUGAAGUCUUCUAUCAGGAUUUGCACCUGAAGUAUUAUUGUAUUGAGUGUCCAGAGUUGGUUCAGUUUAAGCUUUCAAUGUAUGCAAUGAGACUGAGAUUUGGAAGAAGUUUCAAGGAAAAAAAUAUUCUAUCAGUUACAUA